CCGCACGUAAUUGCAGUGCGGGUUAGUACCUCGGAGCUCGCGCCAGUCCGUUGUUCGCCGCCGUAGCGGUCGCGCCUCGCUUUAACAUCAUAAAAAUAUGACUUCAACUAUGGAUACUUGAGUAACGCUUGUCGUUAGACACCUUUCAAAGUUUAGUUCAAAGUGAUCUUCGGAAAAUGAGCGAGGAGCAGGAACAGUGUGACUCUUUCAAUUCGUGGGAGUUGAACGGACUCAACUCUUUGGACCUCUGGGACUACACCGUGGAACUGGAGUGCCUGCAAGGAACCGAAGAUUUGCAGCUAGCAGCAGAACUCGGGAAGACCCUGUUGGAGAGGAACAAGGAGUUGGAGACAGCUCUCCGCCAACACCAAAAUGUCAUCGAAGAUCAGGCACAAGAAAUUGAAUACUUAACAAAACAGACAGUCGCCUUGCGGGAGGUGAACGACUCAAGACUGAGGAUCUACGAACAGUUAGAAGUCAGCAUUCAAGAUUUGGAGCGGGCCAACCACAGGCUCGCUUCCGACCAUGCCGCCGACAAGAAACACAUCAAAACUUUGUGUGCAAACAUUGAAUCAUUGGAGAGUAAAUGUGAGGAACUGCAGAAGGUAUCAGACGACCUGAAAGCCCAGCUUGAGAUUGCCAGGCGACGAGCAGAAAAGAAACCUGAGAGCGAGCAUUCCAAAGAAAAUGAAAAGAAUGAGAAGACAGAGCAUGUCCCCGUCACACCCAACUGUAAAAGGCCUCAAAUGAGCACGCCCAUCAAAGCGACGCCAAUAGCACCCCUCCCAGAACUGACGAAAGAGGACGAGGACUUACUCAGGCUAAGCGACGAACUCAGAGAAAGCAAAGUAUCCUUCGCCCAAGAACAACGGAGGGUGACCGAGUUAGAAGAACAACUAGCGUCUAUGAUCCAAGAAAACAAUAGGUUGCAGGAACAACUGAGGAAUUGGCACCAGAGAGAAGACGAACCAAAAUCUAUGCAUGAAGAGUUCUCUAUCUUGGAAGAAGUCAGACAAGGCCAACUUUGCAUAAGAUGUCUAAGGGGCGUCGAACGAGGAGACGACAUGUCGUCAAUGCUCGAUGGAGACGAUGACGACAGGAGUGCUAUCAGCUCUCUGAUCCUCACACCCACUCACCCAGACAGUGCCAGGGAAGACCUGGUCUCUAACAAACUUGUCAAAUUCGACAAUGCCAAGGAAAAAUUACUCCAAGGUAUAUGGGCCAAUAAAGAAGACGGUCACGAUAACCCCUACAGAGAACUUGUCCAGAAGUACGAGGCUCUUCUGGAAGUUCAACUAUCACAAGCCAAGAACCUGAGGAAGAACAAACAGAACUCGUCGCCCAGCGCGCAGGUACAGCCUGGAAUAUUAUCUCUCCAAGAUGAGCUACAAACAUCUGGAGACUACACCCAUUUCAGCGUCAAAGACACUGACGACGAAAGCGGCCACGGCGAGGAGGCGCAGAAAGAGAACAACACCCAAAAGAAGGUUGAAACCACAUCUCGCAAAAAGAUUAUACAAACACCAGACUUUUCGGAAGCAGAAACUUCGAGCUCUGGUUUCUCAGACGAAACAAGCAACAAAGCUACGCAAACAGAGCGCGAGCGCCCCGGGUCUUUCCUCUGCACGAUCGCCGACGGAGAGGAUUACCGAUUCAGCAUCUACGAUGAUGCGAGUCCCAUGGACAGCCGCUUCCGAAACAGACCAGAAUAUCGGGAAUUGUUCAAAGAAAUCUUUACUAUUCUCAAAAAAGCAGCGGAAAACAAAGACGAAGGAGAACAACUGCCUCUCCUUGAUGAUACAACCGUCGGAAAAGUACCGCCGGUCACACCGGCUACGGAGGAACCACCAGGAAACUUCACUGAUGACACACAGAGCGUUUUGUCGUCUGUGAUGUCGGAACAGUCGAUUCCAGUGUCCGAUAUUACAGCCCCAGAAACUCCAACUUUGACAGAAAAGAAGAAAUCUGUUGCUGAGCCAGUCAAAAAGUUAGAAGUUAAGAAAAGAGAAAAGAAGCCAGCAGAGUCGAUCGCUCCUCAAAAACCUAAACCUGAAAAAGAGUCGGAAACUAAAGAGAAGGAACCCGAGAAGCAAACUCAAAAGGAAAAAGAAAAGGAGCGCGUAUUGACCCCGCUAGUGCGCCAACCGUUGGAGUACAUCGCGGCCACUAGAAAGAAGUCCAGACAUCGCAACCGCAAGCACAGCCAGGAUCGCCAAGGUGCAGACUCUCCCGUAUUUCCGUCGCCGCCGAAAAUAACUUACCAGAAGAUAUCGAAUAAGAAGCGAAGGGAUUACAGGCCUAUUGAAGCGAGUCCCCUGGUGGCACCCUCCGAGAGCGACUGGAACGGAGUCACGUUAUCGUUUUACAACAGAAGUUUGAACUCGCCGACCCCGAGCACGAGCAGCCGGACCGGGAAGAUCUACCAGGGCUGGAACGCCGAGACCGACUCGUGGGACAUCAAGCAGAGCACGGCCUCGCAGGAGAUCCACAAGCUGAGGAAACUCGAGCUCUCCUACGCGGAGGUGUUAAGGAACGCCGACAAGACCAAAACCCGGCGUAAAAAACACCAGUAAUUUAUUAUUUUAACAUUCGACCCCUCUUGCUUCAGCAAGAGUUGAGUGAAGAACCGCCAUUUGUCUUUGCCAACUGGACAUAGGAAUUUAGUUUAGUGUAUUUGUGAUCUGCUAGCGUUAUUUUUAUUAAUUUGUACCUAACUAUAUUCACAAUCGUAAAUUGCCAUAAUUGGUAUAGCUCUUGUAUACCUCUAAUAUGUAAUUAUGUAUCCCGACAUUUGGAAAUUCAUUACAAUAGUAAUUCACUUCCCUCCGAUAUACCUACAUACAUAGCUAUUCUUGAUCAACAAAAAUUGCAUUUAUGGAAGAUAGGACGGCUUAAUUCGCUGAGUACUUCAAUUGAUUUGUUAGGCUUCUUCAACUGAAUGAGUUUUGCUUUUUAACUCAGUUCUGUUAUUGUUUAGUCACUAUUUUAAUUGUAUAUUAUGUAUUUGAUUUGAAUGUGUAAAUAUGAUUUUAAGUUAAUGUAUUUUUUUAAUUGCCAUGAAAUAUUGAGUACUCAAGGUUUUUGUAUGGAAUUGUAUGCUAAAUUUAUUUAAUGCCGAGCGGACAGAGGAAGGUUGAAGGUAUAAAUAAAAAUUUGCAUUAAUAUAAUAA
Molecule: messenger RNA, 3170 nt
Organism: Amyelois transitella
Lineage: Eukaryota; Metazoa; Arthropoda; Insecta; Lepidoptera; Pyralidae
Gene: centrocortin
Product: cerebellar degeneration-related protein 2
Exons: 6
Coding region: 177-2573 (798 amino acids)
Source: RefSeq, a predicted model, not a curated record